AUGUCCGGCGAAGGGGAGCUCAACGUCGACAACCUCAUCACGAGAUUGCUAGAAGUUCGCGGCUGUCGUCCUGGGAAGACCGUGACCAUGACAGAGGCUGAGAUUCGCGCCCUAUGUCACAAAUCUCGUGAGAUAUUCCUCUCUCAACCUAUUUUGCUGGAACUUGAAGCACCGUUAAAAAUUUGUGGAGAUAUUCAUGGUCAGUAUAACGAUCUUCUACGUUUAUUCGAAUAUGGUGGCUUUCCACCGGAAGCUAAUUAUCUAUUCCUCGGAGACUAUGUAGACAGAGGGAAACAAAGCCUUGAGACUAUUUGCCUUCUACUGGCGUAUAAAGUCAAAUAUCCAGAAAAUUUUUUCUUGCUCAGAGGAAAUCACGAGUGCGCUUCAAUUAACAGGAUUUAUGGGUUUUAUGACGAAUGUAAACGUCGAUUUUCGAUCAAACUCUGGAAGACGUUCACUGAUUGCUUCAAUUGUCUACCGAUUGCCGCUCUUAUUGAUGAAAAAAUUUUUUGUUGUCAUGGUGGUCUUUCUCCCGAUCUACAAAAUAUGGAACAGAUUCGACGCGUUAUGCGACCAACAGACGUUCCUGAUACCGGCUUGUUGUGUGAUUUACUAUGGUCUGAUCCGGAUAAAGAUGUCACUGGCUGGGGUGAAAACGAUCGUGGAGUGUCGUUUACGUUCGGGCCUGAUGUUGUUGCAAAGUUUCUUAAUAGACACGAUCUCGAUUUGAUAUGUAGGGCACAUCAGGUUGUAGAGGAUGGUUAUGAAUUCUUUGCUAAAAGGCAAUUGGUGACGUUAUUCUCAGCACCAAACUACUGUGGUGAAUUCGACAACGCUGGUGGAAUGAUGAGUGUCGACGAAACCUUAAUGUGCAGCUUCCAGAUUCUGAAGCCAUCGGAGAAGAAAGCGAAGUACCAGUACGCAGGUCUAAACAGCGGGCGACCGGCAGUGGGCGGAGCGAGGCCAGCAACGAGUUGUGGUAAGUGA
This is a messenger RNA of Angiostrongylus costaricensis, 987 nucleotides long. NCBI's taxonomy places the organism in Eukaryota, Metazoa, Nematoda, Chromadorea, Rhabditida, Metastrongylidae. The record is from the annotation of a GenBank genome assembly.